ACAGGCGAAAAAGAAAAAGAAAUGCUGCUGCUCCUGCUUCGUCUUCCUUGCUCGGCAGUGGCGGUCCGACCGCUCUCGCUCUUCCGUCGUCGCGGGACAAGAAUCAGUUUCAAAUGCGAAUGUGGAGUCAUGGGUCGUGAAUCUCUCCCUUCAAAAGCCGCUACUUUUCGACUGUGCGAUGUGUCCGGCUGUGCCACUGAAUUGCUCGAAGUUCGCUCGGAGGAUCCUGCAUUGCAUGUUCUGUUCAUUCCUGGGAAUCCAGGCAUAGUUACAUAUUACAAGGACUUUGUCGAGUCGCUAUAUGAUCUGUUGGGAGGAAAUGCAUCUAUUACAGUUGUUGGCCACAUAUCCCAUUCCAAAAAGGACUGGGAGAAUGGAAGGUCCUUCUCAUUACAGGAGCAAAUCGACCAUAAGGUGGAGUUCAUGAGACAGGAAAUGCAAAAUACAAGAGCUCCUUUAUUACUGGUUGGGCACUCAAUUGGUUCAUAUAUCUCUAUGGAGAUCCUCCGGAAGUGCCCCGAGAAGGUCACGUACUGUAUUGGACUGUAUCCAUUCCUGGCAUUGAACCCGGGGUCCAUGAAGCAGUCUAUUAUUAAGAAUAUUUCAGCGUCCUCCAUCAUCUGUGCAGCUCUAAGCUUUAUUGUAGCAUUAUUGGGUUCAUUACCAAGCAGAUUUUCCAGGUUUAUUGUCGCGAACUCUCUUGGUAAAUCGUGGUCUCCAUUGGCAAUUGAGGCUACAUGCACUCAUUUGCUGCAGUAUCAUACAAUGCGGAAUAUGCUCUUCAUGGCAAUGACGGAGUUCAAGCAGCUUUCAGAAGUAUCAGAUUGGGCAUUUCUGAGAGGAAACAGGGAAAAAAUCGCAUUUUUGUUUGGUGUCGAUGAUCACUGGGGCCCGCUGCAAAUGUUUGAAGAGAUAUCCAAGAAGAUCCCCGAAAUUACUUUAGCAAUUGAGAGGGAGGGCCAUAGUCAUUCUUUCUGUUGCACAGAAGCUGGAUCAGUUUGGGUAGCUGAGCACAUCACGAGCUUGAUCAAAGCCAGAAUAUUGAAUUCAAACCAAAAGAUUUAAACUUCAACAAAAUGAUCCUGGCUGAGAACAUGGGACUAGGCAUAAUGCAAUAGCAUGGAAGGAUCUUUAAGGUUCUGCUAACCAUUUAAUUCGUUUGGCAGAUAACUAAGGAUCCCCUUGCUGGGAAAACCAAUUUCACUGUGAUUUCAAGGAACUUGGGAUGGAAUUUCAUCGUUGUAGAGAAGACACUUUAUGCGGGUUCGAGUCACCGCUGUUUGAUUUGUUAACUUGCUAGCUGGGACUCGCUGUCAAUCACUGUCAAGGGAUCCUUCUCUCCCCUUCCUGUACAUGCCGGAAUGGCUUAACGUGUGUUUCAUUCUAUUUCUUUCCCUGCGAAAGCUAAAAUUUCUCACUUCCGAUACGAACUUCUGUGAUCUCGGAUGUCCGUUCUCCCAUACAUACAACAUUAGAGCACAAACAAGAAGCAUCAUUUAACCUUUUGUAGCUGAUUUUUUCUCAUGAAUUUGCCGAUUCACGGGCUUGGCUUCGCGCGAGAAUAUCUUCCUAUAUGCAAGUCACAGAG
Molecule: messenger RNA, 1588 nt
Organism: Rhodamnia argentea
Lineage: Eukaryota; Viridiplantae; Streptophyta; Magnoliopsida; Myrtales; Myrtaceae
Product: lipid droplet-associated hydrolase
Exons: 14
Coding region: 22-1065 (347 amino acids)
Biological process (GO): lipid storage
Cellular component (GO): lipid droplet
Molecular function (GO): lipase activity
Source: RefSeq, a predicted model, not a curated record